AUGAAAGUCCCUACAUUACUUAGCGCGGUAUCCGCUAUAUCGACCCUACUAUCGGUACCGGUUGCAGCAGCACUAUCUCCAAACCCACCGACCCUGGAGUUCCUAUACUCGCUGAAUGCUACCGUCGGAGAGCCAAUCGAAGUAGGCAAUGGACCAUCGGGAGAGCGCGUCGCCAUCCCCGUCACUGGUGGGACGUUCAAAGGGCCCAGACUAUCAGGAAAGGUUCUCAACGUAGGUGCCGAAUGGGGCGUGACUGAUCCCAACGGAACAUUCAGAGCCGAUGCACGGUAUCAGCUUAAGACCGAUGACGGGGCGAACAUCUAUGUCCAGCUUAAUGGGCCGAGCAAGGGCGAAGGACAUGCGCAGUCGAGGAUUACACUGGAAACGGGGAGCGAGGAGUACUACUGGCUCAACGAUAUUGUCGCAGUUGGCGUCACGACUCUGGGGAAGGGGUGGGUGGCGGUUGAUGCGUGGGAAUUGGUUAGUCCGGAAUAG
Messenger RNA from Aspergillus versicolor CBS 583.65, 495 nucleotides. RefSeq names its product DUF3237 domain-containing protein. The record is from RefSeq and is a predicted model, not a curated record. Lineage: Eukaryota; Fungi; Ascomycota; Eurotiomycetes; Eurotiales; Aspergillaceae. The transcript is spliced from 2 exons. The coding region runs from base 1 to 495 and encodes 164 amino acids.